Notolabrus celidotus (New Zealand spotty) is the source of this 1797-nucleotide messenger RNA. RefSeq names its product cytochrome P450 1A1. Gene Ontology annotation, biological process: hormone biosynthetic process; progesterone metabolic process. Bases 1 to 1587 code for a protein of 528 amino acids. Gene Ontology annotation, molecular function: steroid 17-alpha-monooxygenase activity; oxidoreductase activity, acting on paired donors, with incorporation or reduction of molecular oxygen, reduced flavin or flavoprotein as one donor, and incorporation of one atom of oxygen; iron ion binding. The record is from RefSeq and is a predicted model, not a curated record. Lineage: Eukaryota; Metazoa; Chordata; Actinopteri; Labriformes; Labridae. The transcript has 7 exons.
AUGAGACUAACGUUUGGGACCCAGCACAUCAAGGAGAACUCUUGUGCCUCUGUGUCUGGUGUUACUGUUGCGCUAUGUCUUGUCACUAUCCUUCUGAUGGCCCUCAGGGGCCGAAAAAGCCACCACCAUUACUCCCACUUGGACCUAAAAAAAUAUCCCCCUCCUCCUGGCCCAAGGCCCUGGCCACUUGUUGGCAAUCUUCUCCAGAUGGGGGACCAGAUUCACCUUUCUCUGACCCGUCUGAGGCUCCAGUUCGGUGAUGUUUUUCAGAUGCGUCUGGGGUCCCUGACUGUGGUUGUCUUGAGUGGAUACUCCACCAUCAGACAGGCAUUGGUUCGGCAGGGAGAAGCUUUUGCAGGAAGACCUGACCUGUUCACCUUCUCUGCUGUGGCUAAUGGGACCAGUAUGACCUUCAGUGAGAAGUAUGGACCGGCAUGGAUGCUCCAUAAAAAGCUGUGCAAGAAUGCUCUCAGGUCUUUCUCCCAAGCUGAGCCCAGAGGAUCAGGUGCCACCUGCUUGCUGGAGGAGCAGGUCUGUGCUGAGGCUGCAGAGAUGGUGGAGGUGAUUCAGAAACAGGCUGCUGCAAAUGGGGAUACAGUGGGUGUCGAUCCAGUGAAGGCCCUUGUAACUUCGGUGGCAAAUGUUGUCUGUGCUCUCUGCUUCGGAAAAAGGUACAACUACAACGACAAGGAGUUCCUCACUAUUGUUCACAUAAACAACGAGGUCCUGAGGAUCUUUGCUGCAGGGAACCUGGCAGAUUUUUUCCCUGUUUUUCGCUACUUUCCGAGUCCAUCUCUUAGGAAGAUGAUCCAGCAUAUCCGCAAGAUGAACGGAUUCAUGGAGCAAAGCAUCGAAGAACACAUCAACACCUUUGAUAAAAACUGUAUCCGGGACAUCACAGAUGCUCUGAUUUCACUUUGUGAGGACAGAGAAGAAAAUAAGGAGACCUCUUUACUUUCCAACUCUCAGAUCAUUCACACGGUCAUAGACAUCUUUGGAGCAGGAUUUGACACCAUCAUUGCCGGUUUACAGUGGAGCCUGUUGUACCUGAUCAAAUUCCCCAACAUCCAGGACAGAAUACACCUGGAGAUAGAUGAAAACAUCGGCACAGCUAGACUCCCCUUGUUUUCAGACAAAGCCAAGAUGCCUUUCACAGAGGCAUUCAUUUAUGAAGUGUUUCGUCAUGCUUCAUACGUCCCUUUUACCAUUCCUCACUGUACUACUAGAAACAUCACACUGAAUGGGUAUUUUAUUCCUAAAGAUACAUGUGUGUUCAUCAACCAGUUUCAAGUCAAUCAUGACCCUGAUCUUUGGGGUGAUCCUGACCCAUUUCGGCCUGAACGCUUCUUGGGUUCUUCAGGACUCCUCAACAAGGAGCUGACAGAGAAAGUUCUCAUAUUUGGCAUGGGGAAGAGACGCUGUCUUGGUGAUGGAUUUGCACGCUUGGAGAUGUUUGUCUUCCUGACCACGCUGCUCCAGGGGCUUCGGAUUGAAAACGUUCCUGGGCAGGAGCUGGAUCUUAGCACUGAUUUUGGUCUGACUAUGAAACCACGUCCAUACAGGAUUAUCAUCUCCUCCAGAGUUUAGCUUGUCCAAAAAUCAAAAUCAUACUUUGUUUGGAAGUAAUGGGAGUUUACAAAUUCUACAACUAUAAAUGUUAUUAUUACUGGUCAUCAUAGUUGGCUAAGUCAUAAUACUGCGACAGAGAUACAUUACCUCAAAUUGUUAUUUAGAGACUGGAGUUUCUAUUAUGGGAGUUUUUGCUACCAGACAACAAAAGGGAAAAAUACCUUAUAU